AUGAAUAAUGAGGAAAAAUUCUAUACUACGUCUAAGGAUAAUAAAACAUUAUCAUUAGAUAUUGACAAGGCUCUUAAUGAAGGAAAGAUUAAAAAAUAUGAGUAUGGAGAUAAAAAUGAGAAAGAUUUAUUUGAGGUUUACUUAAACGGAACAUUUGAAGAUUACGAAGCAAUUAAAAAGUCAAAUGGAGACAAGACAAUACUGUUAAUGGGUGCAAGAAGCAUGCAGAAGGAUUCUUUGGUAAACUUUUUUAUUAAUCGCUUAUAUGAUAUCAGAAUAAACUCUUCUAAACAAUAUGAAAUACCAUUAAGAAACUCGUCAACUAGUAGAUUAAUGAUAAAAGAAAAUAAAAUAGUUUCUUAUGUGUAUAUUUCAAAUGAUAAAAAAACAGCAACCAGAAUUAUUGACAUGCCAAAUUAUCUACCAAAAACAACAGGCUUUCCAAUAGGCUAUGAUCCUAACUAUAAUGCUAUGAACAAUACUCAAAAUUUUCUUAUAAGUGAGCAUGUGAAUAAAGUUCAUCUCAUUUGCUUUGUAGCAUCAUGCCUAUACUUAAAAGAAAAAGAACUGAAUCCUAAAAUAAGUGAAAUGGUUUAUAACUUCGAUGAUGACAUAAAAAACAAUAUGUUCAUGAUAUUUAUGUCUACUAGCAGUAUUGGACCAAAAGAAUCAGAAGAGUUAUCGGAUAAAUAUAAAAAAUACAUGCCAUUCAUUAAUAGUACUGAAAAAGUGCAUAAAAUUAGCAGUUCAAUUUUAAAUAGGCAGUCAGAUAGAAGUAAUGAGAAACAAGUAGUAGAGGCAGAAUCUCUUACUAGUAAUUUUAUAAACAAGCUGAAUAGUAUAGAACCUAUAUCGCUUUCCAAAACAAAAAUGCAUGCUGAAAAAAUAAAAGAAUAUACAAAAGAUUAUAGAGAUAAAUCAGGGGAAUUUAAUUACCAAAUUGAAAUUUGCUUGAAUAAAAAAUUAUAUCAUAACAAAAAUAUUAAAGAAGAUAUCGAAAGGAUCAGAAUGAAAGAGGGGAAAGAAUUAGACGAAGUAGUUAAAAGAAAGCCAGAUAACUGCCCUUUGCUUGUAGAAAAUACAAAUGAUUAUUUAAAAAGAUUAUUAAUUGCAUGCAAAGACAAGCCUCGUGAAUUAAGAAUUUUAGAAGAUGAUAUUAUUCCGGUUUUUGAGGAUAAAAAUAAUCAAUUACAAGAUAUACCGAUCAAUCCACAUGAAUUUUUAAAUCCAAUUGUAUCUUUUGAUAAUCAACAAAUUCUGAAAUUUUUACAAAGUCUUUAUCAAUCAAUUUGGAAAUUAUAUGAAAAAGAAAGAAAUGAGAGAAUACAAGACGUAAACAAUCUAAUUAAUAAUUUAUCUAUACUUUUUGAAAACCAAUCGAAAGUUGUUGACCAAGCUAAUGCAAUUAGAACACUAUCUACUGAAAAUGAAAAACAAAUAAAUGAAAAUGAAAAACAAAUAAAUGAAAUUAAAAAACAAAUAUUAUCAGAAAUACAGAACGCAGAUGCCAAUAAAUCACAAGUCUUGCUGGUGGAUUUAGUUGGGUAUUUAGUGUGUGUAAUAAUGCUAUUUAUUGGAGUUGGAUAUGUAGUAGGAGUAGAUGUGAGUAAGAUUUAUAGAUUAAAGUUGUGUGUGUUUAAUUUCAU
Ordospora colligata OC4 is the source of this 1646-nucleotide messenger RNA. RefSeq lists its product as uncharacterized. Lineage: Eukaryota; Fungi; Microsporidia; Ordosporidae. The record is from RefSeq and is a predicted model, not a curated record. The transcript has a single exon. The annotation marks the transcript as partial.